Messenger RNA from Amyelois transitella, 1488 nucleotides. RefSeq names its product lysosomal Pro-X carboxypeptidase. Lineage: Eukaryota; Metazoa; Arthropoda; Insecta; Lepidoptera; Pyralidae. The record is from RefSeq and is a predicted model, not a curated record. Gene Ontology annotation, molecular function: serine-type exopeptidase activity; dipeptidyl-peptidase activity. Gene Ontology annotation, biological process: proteolysis. The transcript has 8 exons. Bases 57 to 1463 code for a protein of 468 amino acids.
CCCCGCUGACAGCCGCUAUCUCAGUUGACUACCGAACGCGGACCUACCACCUCAAUAUGAGGCGAAUUAACCAUAUAAUUACAACAACAAUAUUAACAAUUAUACUAUCGUUCGCUAGCUCCGAAUAUAAAUAUGAAACUAAAUGGUUCACAGUGCCGUUGGACCAUUUCAGUUUUCAAAGGAACGAGACUUUCAAAAUUAAAUAUUUAGUGAACGACAGUUAUUGGGAUAGGAACAAUGGACCCAUCUUCUUUUACACUGGGAAUGAGGGUCAAAUCGAGCAGUUUGCGAAAUAUACGGGCUUCAUAUGGGAGAACGCUGAGGAGUUCAAAGCGAAGAUUGUUUUUGCAGAGCACAGAUACUACGGCGCUUCAAUGCCCUUCGGCAACAAAUCUCUGGAUAACGAUCACAUUGGCUACCUGACGGCUGCGCAGGCGCUGGCCGACUACGCAGACCUGGUUGACUACCUCCAGGGCGGGGCUUUAAAUCCACGCUAUCCAGUUAUAGCUUUUGGAGGGUCUUACGGCGGCAUGCUGGCCGCGUACUUCCGCAUCAAGUACCCUCACCUGGUGACGGGCGCCAUAGCGGCGUCAGCACCAGUGCACAUGUUCACUGGUAUGGUGCCUUGUGACGUCUUCGACAGAAUCGUCACUUCGAGUUUCAACUUCGCUGAAAACACGCUGAACUGCACCGCCAAUAUUAAGGAGUCGUGGAAAUUUAUCAGAAACUUCACAACCUCCAAAAACAAUACUGACUGGCUCAAAACCCAGUGGAGACUAUGUGACCCUGUAAAGGAUGCCACGGACGUCCAGACAUUGAUAGAUUACCUGAAGGACAUGUACACCAGCCUUGCCAUGGUCAACUACCCAUACCCAUCAGCCUUCCUGAUGCCGUUGCCUGCUAACCCAGUGAGAACUGCGUGCCAAUACCUCAAUAAGAAACUGCAAGGCAAGGAGUUGUUGAAGGCCAUAGGAAAGGUGUUAGAAAUGUACACGAAUUAUGACAAGAAUAACAAAUGCGUUAAUUACAAAUCUGACAAUUAUGGGAAUUUGGACGCUAGCGGCUGGGACUACCAGGCCUGCACAGAAAUGGUAAUGCCCAUGUGUACCAGCGACACGGACAUGUUCGAGGCGAACACGUGGAAUUUGACCAAGUACUCCGAGGAGUGCCACAAGAAAUACAACGUGUACCCUCGCCCUGACGCCGCUAGAGUUCAGUACGGAGGAGACAGGCUGCAGGCGGCCACGAAUAUUGUGUUCAGUAAUGGAUUGCUGGACCCCUGGGCUGGUGGUGGAAUCCUGAACAGCCUGAGUGAGACAACCAUAGCAGUGGUGAUCAUAAACACGGCCCACCACCUCGACCUGAUGCCAAGCAACAAAGAUGAUCCAGAAACUGUACGGAUGACCAGGAAUAUCCACAAGCAGCAGAUACACAAGUGGAUCAGGGCGUUCCGGCAACAGUAAUAGGUUAUAAUGAUUAAAUAUGUGU